CUUCUCGAUCCUGACUCCUGGGAAAACGAUCCGCCAACGACCAGACCACCAUCGAAAAGCGACCCAGUAUCAUACACAAAGCUCCUCCUUCGAGAGAGUAUAUACAAGAUCUAGGCACUCAGGAAGCUAGAAGUGGACAGGGACGUCCGAACAUCGCGUCAACGGAAAGGCCUCUCAAUCUCGACGGGCAAGAUGGUCAACCCCACGGGGCCUUACUUGGUCGCUAGUCUCCUUGACAAGAUGUCCCAUCACGAUCCGGAUUACCGGUGGAUGGCGACCAAUGAUCUUAUGGGAGCUCUCCAGUCUGACAGUUUCCAAAUGGAAGACGUCAACGAGAAGAAAGUUGUUUCAGCGCUUAUUAAGCUGCUGGAAGACUCAAAUGGAGAGGUUCAAAACGUAGCGGUGAAAUGUUUCGCACCACUAGUGAAGAAGAUUCAUGAGAAUCAGCUUCAAGAGGUGGUUGAUCAGCUUUGCCGUCUCUUGACCGAUAAGCGUGAAGACCUGAGGGACAUUGCUGGCAUCGGAAUCAAGACCGUUGUGAUCGAGCUGCCUUCCGACUCGCCGGUGUCAAGCAAGGUUGUGAGCCAACUUGUGCCCAAGUUACUGCAACAGUUUUCCCCGGAUGUGAAAGACCCACAACUGGACGUUAUCGACAUUCUUUCCGAGAUUUUGAGUCGAUUCGGUCAAUCCCUCGCUUUAGGACCCGGCGGAUUGCAGUUACAGAGAUCCAUCAAAAACACGUUAUUCCCUAUUCUUAACCAUUCACGAGCAGCAGCUCGUAAGCGAGCCACCGCGGCUUUAGGGCACUUGGUCGCUCAUCUAUCGGACGAGCUUUUCGAGGAGCUGGUAAAAGCCGUGUUGAACGAGCUGCAGCAGCGGAGCAGCUCCUCUGAUUACGACAAACUGAGGACGCACAUUGGAUGCUUAGCCGCGCUGAGUCGUUACAGCUCGCCUCGCUUAGCUCAGCACCUCGACGAUGCUCUACCACUUGUCUUUCAGUACAUCGAGAUCAAUGACGACGAGCUACGAGAAAACUGCCUGCAUGCAUUGGACUCCUUUGUCUUACGUUGUCCGACAGAAAUGACGCCCCACAUUCCUAAGGUCAUCGCCAUAGCUUUAAAAUAUCUGAAGCACGACCCGAACUUUGAAUCUGACGAGGAUGCUAUGGAUGUUGAUCAACAAAAUGGGGACGAAGAAGAGGACGGAAACGAUGAGGAUGACGAUGAAGACGAAGAGGAGGAAGAAGACUAUGAAGAUGAUUAUUCGGACGAGGAUGACGUCUCCUGGAAAGUUCGGAAGGGAUCUUCGAAGCUCCUGGCAUCAAUCAUUGGGACUCGGUCGGACUUCCUUGAGGAGCUCUUGAAGACUGUCGCGCCUGCGCUUAUUGCCAGAUUCAAAGAGAGGGAAGAGAGCGUCCGCGUGGAUGUCCUGGGCACGUUCACCACCCUCAUUCGACAAACUGGAGUAGCAACAGGUUCCGAGAAGGCCCAGGCACGUGAUGUCGGAAAUGGGCCCGAGAGUAAGCGCCGGAGGGUCUCCCCCGGUGCCACGGAUAUGGUGAUUGACGAGACGCCGACGACCCGAGAUCUCUUGCGCCAGAACGUUCCCCGACUGAGCAAAAUCUUGUCCAAGGAGCUGAAAGGCAAAUCGGUGCCGGUUCGCCAGGCCGGGUUCCAUCUACUCAGAGAAUUGGUACGCGUGUUGGAUGGAGGUCUGGAGUCGAGCAUUGGCCUGUUCAUGCCAGCAAUCGAGAUAUCACUGGCGACCAGUCCUUCGCACUCCGUGAAAGCGACUACGAACUCGAACGUCAAGAUUGGAGUUCUGGAGUUUUUGCGGAUCCUCUUCCUCACCCAUAAGCCAACCGUAUUCCAUAAACACCUGGGCAAGCUCGUUCCGCUCAUCGUUUCUGCGGCGCAAGACAAAUUCUACAAGAUCACCGCCGAGGCCUUGACGGUUGUGAUAGAGCUCGUUAAAGUCAUCCGCCCAAUCUCGUACGAUGGAGACAGCAAACGCUAUGACGUAUCGACAUUGGCACAGCCUCAAUUCGGCGAUUACUUAAGCACCAUAUAUGAGACGACACUGCAACGCCUAGGAGCAGCGGAUGUGGAUUUGGAGGUCAAGGAACGGUCGAUUAUAGCUCUGGGAGUACUUCUGUCGCAAGCUGGUGACCUCUUGCCCGCAGAUCAGAUACAGUCCAUCGUUCUGCCGUUGCUUGUCGAUCGCUUGAAGAACGAGCUCACGCGGCUGACGACAGUGCGCGUCAUUAAGAGCAUCGCUGAAAGCCCUCUCGCCGAAAGCACUAGCACAAAGGUUAUUGACCUUUCGCCGGUUCUUCCUGAAGUCGUAUCGGAACUGGCCUCGUACCUGCGCAAAACUCAUCGGCAGCUCCGUGUUGCUAGCCUCCAGACAUUGGAGAGUCUCAUUCGGCGAUACGGCAAAGUCAUCCAUGGAGAUAUCUACGUUCAAAUUUUGGCAGAGGUUCGCCCACUUCUUUCAGACUCGGAUCUCCAUAUUCUCCCACUGGCGAUCAACGUUAUUUCCAUUAUCAUUUUCAACGGCCCGAACGACCGCGUGUUGCCAGUGGUGAAAAACGAGUUGCAGCCGCAAAUCGUGAGAAUGAUCAUGGAAUCGCCCCACUUGCUGGGAGCGGGUCCGGGACUCGACAGCUUGACACAGCUUUGGCAAGCCAUCGUCCGGAUCGGCGGAAGUGACAUGUUUGAGCACUCCGUUCAGAUUCUUCUCAAACCGGUCACCUCAGGGGUAGAUGGGUUGGCCAGCGGAAAGCAGGCGUUGUCGAUCAUCGCGCAGUCGCUAGCCAUUCUGUGCCUCAACUUUUCCCCUGGCGGUAAUGCGACUGUGCAAAAGUUCAUCACGGAAGUCGAGAAGAACAGCGCCCCGGAGAACACGCUUUAUGUCAGUCUUUUGACUUUGGGUGACGUUGGGCGGAACAUGGAUCUUGCCACGCAGCAUGAGAGUGUUGACCAGAUCGUGCUCAAUCUCUUCGCAUCUCCUUCCGAGGACAUCAAACAGGCCGCUGCUUUCGCGCUCGGGAAUAUCGCCUUGGGUAACCUCAAGCGUUACAUGCCAGUCGUGCUUCAAACCGUGCGAGAGGGAGGCAAAAGGCGAUACCUGGUUCUGGUGUCCCUCAAAGAAAUCAUCACGCGAUUUUCGCACAAUGAAGCCUCUCCCGAAUCUACGGCCAUUCUGCAUUCAUUUGCACCCGAGUUAUGGCAGCUCCUCUUCCAAAAUACGGAAGAAACAGCGGAAGAGACCACUAGGAACGCCAUUGCCGAGUGCCUUGGAAAACUGUCGCUGUCGCAACCCAGCACGUUUUUGCCCGAUCUGCAAUCCCGCCUCUCUUCCCCGAAUGCACAUGCAAGAGCUACUGUCGUGACGGCGCUUCGGUUCACGUUCACAGAGCACACGCAGCAUGAUGAUUUCGACUCUCUUCUCCGACCUCUAUUACCGCAGUUCUUAAAACUUGUGAAGGACACUGAUUUGAAUGUCCGAAGGGCGUCGUUGGCUACAUUGAAUUCGGCAGCUCAUAACAAACCACACCUGAUCCAAGACAGUCUCCCUGAACUACUCCCUCUCCUGUAUGAAGAAACGGUUGUAAACACCAACUUGAUCCAUGUUGUCGAGAUGGGACCCUUUAAGCAUCAAGUGGACGACGGGCUGGACGCCAGGAAGGCCGCCUACGAGUGCAUGUACACACUCAUUGAAACAUGCCUGUCACGUCUCGACGUAUUCGCCUUCUUGCAAAGAGUAAUGAGCGGGCUACUCGACCCGUCUCAAGAUAUCAAGAUUCUGUCACAUCUGAUGCUCCAACGCCUGUCCCACCUGUCACCAACCGCUGUAGCUCAGAAACUCGACGAGAUGGUUGAACCCCUCAAAACCACCUUGCUCACGAAGACAAAGUCGAACGCAGUCAAACAAGAGGUCGAGAAGACCAACGAGCUCAUCCGGAGCGCGGCUCGGACCGCUCUCAUCCUGUCGAAGAUUAGUGAUAGCGGCGUCAGUCCCCGCUUUGUUGAUUUCUUGAAGGAGAUCCAGAGCCCGCAGAGUCCAGUGGCCGCCAUUGUGGCUGCUGAGGCCCAAGGUGGCCUCUUGAGCAACGGAUGUCCAGUACCGAUGGAUCUAUCUUGAGGCGGCGUGAUUUCGGCUGUAGGAAACCUCCCCUUCGCAUAGGCUAGGUAGUCGUCCAGCGUUCAUUAUUUGCGUUCUUUCCCCUCUGAUUUCAUAUAGCAGCUUAUUCGAUUAUAGCGGGUAUUCGCUAAGAGUCUACUGAAAUGAUGGUGAUAUUGGAUUGUAUCUAAGUAUCGGCGAGUGUGGUGGUACUCCCCGAUUGUGAAGCGGCACCACUGCCGGGACCCCUCCACAGGGGGAGGAGCCCUAGAU
Fimicolochytrium jonesii is the source of this 4398-nucleotide messenger RNA. Its product is annotated as armadillo-type protein. The record is from RefSeq and is a predicted model, not a curated record. The coding region runs from base 193 to 4146 and encodes 1317 amino acids. The transcript has 10 exons. Gene Ontology annotation, biological process: SCF complex assembly; protein ubiquitination. NCBI's taxonomy places the organism in Eukaryota, Fungi, Chytridiomycota, Chytridiomycetes, Spizellomycetales, Powellomycetaceae. Gene Ontology annotation, cellular component: nucleus.